Messenger RNA from Aphidius gifuensis, 3634 nucleotides. RefSeq lists its product as uncharacterized. NCBI's taxonomy places the organism in Eukaryota, Metazoa, Arthropoda, Insecta, Hymenoptera, Braconidae. The coding region runs from base 779 to 2146 and encodes 455 amino acids. The transcript is spliced from 6 exons. The record is from RefSeq and is a predicted model, not a curated record.
ACAGCAGCAAAAUGGCUUUCAGUGUGUGACAGCCACUUGCAAACACACAGUUCUCUGUUAAAAAAUUUGUUUUUAUUAUUUUAAAUCCAACGACCUUGCUGAAAUAUAUAUCAAAAUAAUAUAUUUUCUGUUGCGUUGUGUGGUUAUUUUAUUAUUAAAUAUUAUAAAAUACCUUGACAUAUAUUAUUUAAGUGACAUUAUUAUUUAUCUAAUAUUAUUGAUGACUAUUAUUCAAUAAUUUAUCAUUCAAUCAUGGAAUAUAUAUAUUGGUUUUAACAAGUGUUUGUUAAUGAAAAAAAUUUCAGGAUUAUUUUGUUGAAUUUGUCUAGGAAUUGGGAUUAUUAGUGGAUAAUUACACGGUCUUGUGGCGCAACGGAUAACGCGUCUGACUACGGAUCAGAAGAUUCCAGGUUCGAAUCCUGGCAAGAUCGACCAUAUAUUUUUGAAAUUUUUGCCAAUUUUAUAAUCUAUAACUUGGCAAAAAAAACGAAACGAAGAAAUAGACACAAAAAACAGAAAUAGUCAACAAAAGUAUUUGAACAAUCGAAAAAGCAGUAUUUAAAUACAUAUUGGAGAACAAACUGGAAGAAAACUUAAUCCCAGACAUGAAAAAGUUAUACAAAAAGCUAAAAGUUUUUAACUAUCCUAUAAGAGAAAUCACUGAUUUUGAUAAAACACUUUUAUAUUCAAGAAGCUGUUCUGACUCAAAAAAACCCAUCUCCCGUGUAGAUGGAAAAUAAUUGACAAAAGCGUAGAUAAUAAAAUCUCGGAUGAAACGAUGACGCUACACUGGUGGAUGCACUGGUUCUGGGUGACUGCAAACAUUGCAUUAAUCAUUGCAAUGCCAUCAACCACACAAGAACCACAUGUUAAUCGAGAUAAAAAUUUAAUGGAAAAACCAAUGUUUAUUAGAAUAACAACAAAAUCACCAGAUAUAAAAAUAAGCAUUAGUCAAAGUACGAUAACCACAAUGCCUUUAUUUAAAAAUAAUCGUAAUGCCAAGGCAAUUAAUCCAUAUGAACCGUCCAAAAUAAUAAAUAGAGAAUAUUUGGCUGGUCCAGAUAUAAUUAAAGACACUAUACCAAAUUCUUCCAAACCAUAUAAAUAUCGUCCAACAACAACAACAAGUACCUAUCAAUAUUUACCAACAAAAACAGUUGAAAUAUAUAAUAAUCCAUCAAAAAUACGUACAAUAAAACAAUCAAAUAUUGUUAAUAUACAAAGAGACAUUGAAAAUAUUGAAGAAAUACAAAAUGACAGUCCUGAUUAUUCAAAUAAAAAAGAUCAAGAUGAACAAGAUGAAGAAGAAAUAAUACAAACACGUCAAGACACUAGAAUAUUAUGGAUAAUACCAACAACAACAACAACAAAAACAACAACAUCAAAUUAUCCAACAAGACGUAGAAGUUAUGAUGUUGAAAAAAAUAAUAAAAAAAUAACAAUUAAUAAUAAUGAUGGUGAUGAUGGUGGUGAUGAUUUAAGUGUAUUACCAAUAAGACUUGAAGAAACAGAAUUAAAAGUUGUUGUUAAUACAAGUCGAAUGAUAAAUGGUGACAGUGAUACAUUGUCAUUUAGUAGUCAAACAGUUAAUAGAUCAGAAGAUAUUGAAAUUGAAUCACCAAAAAUAUUAUCACAAACAUCAUCAUCACCAGUUUUACAAGCAAGUAUUGAAGAAUAUACAAGAGAGAGAUUAAAUAGAGCAAGACUUAGUAGUGAAUUUAAAAAUAUUAGAAAUGAAGGAAGAUCAUUUAUCGGUGAAAGUUUGGAUAGAAUUGAUGACAUUGAUGAUACUGUUAGGGGUGAAAGUGAAUUAAUUGGUAAUUAUCAAAACAACAAUAAUAAUAAACAAUUUACGACACUUGAUAUUGCUGCUAUUGGUGGAAGUUUUUUAGCUAUGGCUGUUUUAAUAAGCAGUAUGGCUAGUUUUGGUUUUCUUAUGUACAGGAAAAAAUAUUUAAAUCCACCACAAACAUUAAACAGUGACAAAUGCAGUAAUCCUGAUAGUUCUGGUUACAUUGAUGAUUCAACAAUUCGCGAUAAUUCAGAAGAAAUGUACAGUCUUGAUAAUGAUUCAUUUCUCAACUCUUUGGAAGCAAUGACAAUACAAAAUUACUGGACGGAUAGUGUUAAACACACAAAACUAUAGUAAAGAAAAAAUAAAUUGAUGCAGAAAAAAGAAAACAAUAAUCAUCAGGAUAAAUUAAUAAUAUCUAUUUUCUUACUUCUCGACUAAAUAGAAAAUAUAAUAUAGUAAAAAAUUAGAAAUUCAUGAAAAUUUUUGGCAUUAGAAAAAGUCAAGUAUCAAGUAUUAGAUGAGAUUUCAUUAAAAUCGCAUGACAAGUCGAGGAAUUAUAUGAAUUUUCAUAUAUGUUUUUUAAAAAAUAAAUAUAUAAUUUCGUAUAUUUUAGUAUUAGCCGAAUAGUGCAAUAAUUCGUGUACUUAAUUAAGUAAUUUGUACAAAAAUAAGACUAAAUUGUGGAAAACAUAAAUGCAUGUAUCAAAAAGUAAAAAAAAAAAUCAAUGGAGAAGCAGGAAAAACAAAAAAAUACUAUAAUUAUUUAGUAGAUGAAUUUUUAAAUUUUAUUUUGUUAUAGAUUUUUUUUUAUUUUGUUAUUAGAUUUGGUCCAAAUUAAUUUUUUGCAUUUAAAUAAUAAAACAUACUAAUAUUGUUUAUAUAUGUACCAUGACACUCAGUGUUAUAAAUUUUUUAAUCCAAUAAUUUAUAAGUUGUUGUUUUUUUUUUUUUAAAUGAAAUAGUUUAAUCAAUGAAAAAUUGGACCAAGACAUAGAAAUAGUUUAAAUAAUAAUUAUAGUCAACAUUGCCUUUGAAACAUAUCCGUUAAUAAUAACAACUAAUUGUUUAUAUUUUAAUUUAAAAAUUUAAUUUGUUUAAUAAAUUAACUAAUAGAAUAAAAAUUAAAAUAAAAAAAAUAUAUUAUUUUAACAUAAAUGUAUUUUGAAAAUAUUUAAAUAAUAAUUUUUUAAUUACCUGCUUUUCAAUUCCACUAUAUUAAAUAAUAAAAUAAUUAUAUAUAUUUAUGUAUUCGUAUUAUAUAGAAUAAAAAAAAAAAAUAAUAAUCAAACAUAAUAUGGAAAUUAAUUAAAUGUUUAUUAAUGUAAAUGUGUAGCUUUUGUAGUUGAUGUUUAUUUUUUUUUAUUUCGAAAUUUGGUGUAAUGAUGAUUGGCUUAAUUAUUAUUAAUUUUUCGAAUAAAUUAAUUAAUUAAAUUAUUGUGGUAUUUAAUAUUUAUUAUUCAUUAUCAAAGUGCUAUUUUAUUUCAUUUUUUUUAUAACAAACAAUGACAAAAAAAUUAAAAUAAUGUUUUUUUUUGUUUCAUUUUAUAAUAAAUGAGAAAUUAUUUUUUAAUUUUUUUUUUUUUAAAUUAAUGUUUUUCAAAUUGUAUUUAGCCGCUACUAAAUGUCGGACAUUUUUAUUUCUAAUGUUCUAAUGUUCUAAUGUUUCAAUAUUUAAAAAAAAAAAAAAAAAAACGAGUGGGGUAUACAUACAAGUACACAAGCGGCGUAUGUCCCAGCCCCGAAAUGAUCACAUGCACAGGUUUUUUUAUAUUUUUUUCUUGACGAUUCAUUGGUUUUGGAAAUUGAUUUAAGCUCAGCCCAUUGUUGGCUGUUAUCAGU